UCAUCAUUGGUACAUCAGUAUGACAUCAGUUAUCGGCGACGGCGACGCGGGCGGCGUCGUAUUUUGAUUUCCACUACGCACGACGCGGUCGUUCCCAGCGGUCAAAGUUCUACUCAUACCGAUAUUGUACUUCUUCCGAGACAAUAUGAAACUCGACAAUUGUGGUGGGAUUAUUUGGUAUCUAAAAUAUUUCGGCCUACCUUUAGCAUUGUGCGUUACUAUGUGCAAAGUAUACAACCGAGUGUCACAGAAAAAGCGAAGGGCCACUUUACAGGGAAAGGUUGUACUUAUAACUGGGGCCAGUUCUGGCAUAGGGGAAGCAUUGGCUCAUGCUUUCUAUGAGCAAGGUAGUAGGGUUGUAUUAGCUGCUAGAAGGGAACCCGAACUUAAUAGAGUUAAAGCAGAUUUGUUAUCUAAGAAACUGUCAACUGCCACUCUUGAACCUGUUGUAAUUCGUUUGGAUCUGGCAGACCUGGAUAGUUUAGAAGGUUUUGCCAAAAAUGUACAAACUGUCUGUGGCAGUGUGGACAUUCUGAUUAACAAUGGUGGGGUGUCUCACAGAGAUUCAAUACUGCACACAAAGAUAGAUGUCGACAAACAAAUAAUGUACAUCAAUUACUUUGGUCCUGUGUGCUUAACAAAAGCUUUGCUGCCAAAGAUGGUUGAACAAAAGAGUGGUCACAUAGUAUUUGUAAGCUCUGUACAAGGAUUGAUAGCCAUCCCAGAUCGUUCUGCUUAUGCUGCAUCCAAGUUUGCCAUGCAGGCAUUUGGAGAUGCAUUGAGGUCUGAAAUGCACCAGCAUAAUGUUAAUGUCUCUGUAGUAAGCCCUGGAUAUGUCAAGACUGCAGUUUCUCUAAAUGCUCUAAAGGGCAGUGGUGAAAAGCAUGCAGUUAUGGAUCAAUCAACUGCUAAAGGGUUUUCUGCAGACUAUGUGGCAAACAGGAUUCUGGACAUGGUGGUGGCUAAAGAAAAUGAUCUAGUGAUCAGUCAGUUUCUACCAAAACUAGCAAUAUUCCUGAGACACAAUAUGCCAGGGCUCUAUCAUUGGAUAAUGACCAAAAGGGCUACCAAAACAAGUGUGCCAUAAAUGACUGUUGUCAUAGUUGGGGUUUUGAGUGUUAUCUUUAGUAUGUUAUUUAAGUUUAUCAUCAUAAGCGGGCCCACACAGAGCUUGCCGCGUCUCGGGUCAUUGCGCAGCAAACGGUCGUAGAUUUGCCGCGGCCGAGGCAGCACACUCGUAUGCGUUUCUCUCGGGACGCUGCUCGCUCUGUGCGGACUUGCCUGUGUUAUGUUUCUACCGCUUAAGUCAAUGGUUCAUGGGAACUUAUUAUACCUACAUAGUUGGUUCUAGGACUUCUGGGCACCAGUUCUAGUCAUUCGGAAUUGAUAAUAAAAAUGAAAUAUUUAAAAAGGAAUUUUGAUUCACACUAAUGUAGCAGUUAAUUGGAGACAUACAUAUUUUUUUAAAAUAAACUAGCAUUUGUCGGAUGGGAUUUAAGUUUAGUAUCCAAUUAAAUAUACAAUAAUUUAUUUC
Leguminivora glycinivorella is the source of this 1534-nucleotide messenger RNA. Its product is annotated as dehydrogenase/reductase SDR family protein 7-like. NCBI's taxonomy places the organism in Eukaryota, Metazoa, Arthropoda, Insecta, Lepidoptera, Tortricidae. Gene Ontology annotation, cellular component: membrane. Gene Ontology annotation, molecular function: oxidoreductase activity. The transcript has 6 exons. The record is from RefSeq and is a predicted model, not a curated record. The coding region runs from base 146 to 1087 and encodes 313 amino acids.